AUGAAAUUAGGCCAUGAUGAUGGAGCAGGGACUACAACAGGAUGUGGGACAUCAAAGCGAUCUUUGGAAAAAGGCAGUGGAGUGGAACAGACAGAAGAAGAGUUGCGAUCCUCAUCCGAUUCAGGUUCUUAUGUUGACCCCAGCUGUUUGCUCGCUUUACAUAUCACCACAGCAGGAAAGCAGGGCGAGGACCUUGGGUCGGAUGAGCUGCCGAUUGUCAUGAUCUCGGCAAAGAUAAUCGACUUUUAUAACCCUGAACUAGAGGAUUUGGAGUUUCAGACCUAUAUCCGACCAGUUCAUUACGAGGUAAACUGGAAUGCUCUAUCUGGCAUGGACUCCAAUGAACCUCUGAAAGCUGAUCAGGAGGAGUAUAACAAUUUGGAUAUUGAAUGGAACACAGUCUCGAAAGAAGGGUCGCUAACCUUGACGGACGGCGCAGCAGUUCUAUCGUGUUUGCAUCUGAGUCAUGAGUGCAUCACGGCGACGGGACUGACGGAUGAAUUUUUGGUCGAUGGUAAGAGCCUGAGUGACGGACUAUGGGAACUACAUUCUUGGCUCCAAGAUCAUGGAUUGAUUUUCUCGGAAGCCACUUACAAGCGGCGAGAAGGUGGGCACAUUCAACCUACACAAAGCAAGCCGUCUGAACAGGCCAACGAAGUCGUUGAAAGUAAUAUAAAACAUGCAAAGAUGCAAGCGGCAUAUAAGGAAGAUGCGACCGCGACGACAAAGACGCGAAGCUUUCUUAUUCUCACAGAUGGACCACUGGGAUUACGUCUGGUGCUGCAUCCGGAAAUCACAAAAAGAUCAAUUUGUCUCAAGGAUUUUCCCUACUUAUACCAUUAUAUCGACAUGCGGAAAUCGGUCAAAAACUACUGUCACAUGGAUGCAUUUCCCGGAUGUUUGGACGAAAUGAUUACAUAUGUGGGUAUUAGUUUGGGUACACUACAGUCCAGUUCAACUCCACCCAUUCAAGACACAUUGGAUAGAAUCUCUUUCGUCCCCUCAAACGGUCAAAAUACUGCGUGGGUCGAGGAGGGGAUGGAGUGUUCCAGUGGGGAGGCAGAUGUACCGCACGAUAAUCAUCCAGCGGAAACGGCUAGUGACUCGAAUGUCGUCGAUGUCCCUGCGGACUACAACCAAUUCAUUGACGCCCGCCCAGGUAACGAAUCCUCGUCGUUCAGCGCCGUACAACUUGGGCAACCACAAAUGGAACACUGUAGGAUUUUGGGCAAACUGGCUUUACACAUGCAUGCUCAUGGUACACGAAAAUCCGAGGUAGUUGAUGACGGUCACGUGAUUCGGGCCCGCGGACUACCUUGGCAAGCAACCGAUUUGGAUAUAUUCCAUUUCUUCAGCGGCUUGAAUAUAUCAGAUGGAGGAAUUUCUUUGGUACUAAGCAAAAUUGGUCGACGAAACGGAGAGGCAUUAAUUCGCUUUACGGAUCAAGAGCAGCGCGACUUGGCCUUGCGAAAACACAAGCACCAUAUGGGUCAACGGUAUGUUGAAGUCUACGCGGCCCAAGGCAAAGAGUUCGUCGCGUUUGCUGGAGCGGAGACAACUGAGGCGGAAGAGUUCCUGAAAAAGUUUACAAGCCCUCAUCAAGCACUCAUUCGGAUGCGGGGAUUGCCGUAUGCCACUACUGUGCAACAGGUUUUGGAAUUCUUUAGCAACACCGAUUGUGCGGUACAGUUUGGAGAAGAAGGUGUCCUCUUCGUCAAUCGACGGAACGGCCGAGCGACCGGGGAUGCGUUUGUGAUAUUUGAGAGUCAGGCGAUCGGCGAGAAGGCAUUGCGAAAUCAUUGGCAGCAUAUUGGAAAUCGUUACAUUGAACUCUUUAAAUCGACACCGGCGGAAGUGAAUCAGGUCAUGAAUGCCGUCCUGAAUCCGCCAUUGGCCUUGCCAAGAAGUUGGAAUAAAAUCACUGUCGACGUGAAAUCUGCGUUGACUGCAGCUGCUCUCGCGGCAGGUGCAUUGCCUGGUGUCGUGGGUUCUCCAAAUUCGACUGAAAGCUGUUUACCAGGUGACCCUACGAUUGCUUCAUUGACUCAGCUGAAUUUCACAGCACAGCAACCACUGAAUCUUGGAUACCAACUGCUUGGUUCGCAAGGCUUUUCCGGAUCAUAUGGUCCCUAUUCCCAACCGAACGGGCUAUUUUUGUCGCCUAUCCCUUAUCAGCCUAUUCCUAUACCACCCUUAGACCCGAUUUUAUACAAUAUGGAGCUGUUUACUCCAUUUGGGAACAUGACGGUGAACCAAACUCUGAUUCCUGGCUCACAGGUGAGCGCGGACCAACUGACCACAAAAUUAUCGAGCAUUACCGGCGGCAUGAACUUUACUUUUGGCUGUCCUUCUCUGGCGAAUGUUGUAUCCGGUACUAUCAACAUACCACAACAGCCCUCUGUAUUAAACUACAACAAUUUGCCUCAGUCCGAACUGUCUACUCUUGGCAUGUCGAUUGAGCAGCUGGCUCGGUGCUUUGUGCGAAUCCGAGGCAUGCCGGUGGAUGCGGACAUAAUCGAUAUCCUGACAUUUCUCGAGGACAGUUGGCGACAUGUGGCACUUCAUGGUGUGCAUCAGGUAUACAAUUCAGCGGGUCAACCAACCGGAGAAGCCAUAAUCCAGUUCGUUUCGGAAGUCGUCGCGCGCUGGGUUGCGGAUCAAAAGAAUAACCAACCGUUUAUCAAGCGUGGCGUACCGCUAUGCACCAGCACCAAUGUAGAAGUCAGCCAGUGUACCUCUGAGCAUCUGAAACAAUUAAUCGCCACGGUCGUCAACAUGGUGCAAGCAGGAGGCGGUAGCGAAGCCCUCGGACCGUUGCGAACUGCUGCUGUACCAAAUUGCUUAACAGGACUGGUUCCCAAAACCAACUGGCCACAGUUCUCCUCACCGAGUAAUAUUUUUCCGGGCGCUCAAAGUUGGAUGAAUCUUUCGGCAAUGAGUCCAGUUAUCUUGCCCAAAGAUCUUAGAGCAGCUGGAUCAGCACACCAUGUUUUGGGAACUGUCCCCAACCAGACGAUGGAUAUGCCGUUGGCAACCGCCAGUCGGCGGAUACUGGAUCAUGACUGGCUGUUGGGUCCAGAGCCUGACUUCCUGCUGGGCCGGCAAGCGGCCGUCUUCCGGCUAAUCGCGUGCGGGACAGAAUUCUCGGCCGUAGCAGCGCCUUACUGUAAGCGAUAA
Opisthorchis viverrini is the source of this 3177-nucleotide messenger RNA. RefSeq lists its product as hypothetical. Gene Ontology annotation, molecular function: mRNA binding. Gene Ontology annotation, cellular component: nucleoplasm; ribonucleoprotein complex. NCBI's taxonomy places the organism in Eukaryota, Metazoa, Platyhelminthes, Trematoda, Opisthorchiida, Opisthorchiidae. Gene Ontology annotation, biological process: regulation of RNA splicing. The record is from RefSeq and is a predicted model, not a curated record. The coding region runs from base 1 to 3177 and encodes 1058 amino acids. The transcript has 10 exons.